ACUUUGGGCACUACGGUUUUGCGCAGUUGUUAAUGCGUCCUGAUUCAUUCAGACAUAAAAGCGUAUUAUUAGGGUUUGAAAGAUACUGAAUACGUCUGUUAAAUUUUCUGUAUAACGACGUUCUGUUUGUGUAUCUAUCUCAUCCCGUUCUUACCGGAUAAGAAUUCAACUAAGUCAGAUUAGAAUGAGAAUUAUCCUCCCGUAUGGUCUCUUUGUACUCCCAUAUACCCCUUUGGGACUAGUAAUUGUGAUUUUGCGUCUGGUAAUAUUUCUGCACGCGUUCCUAGCUUCAUGGGUGCUAUCUCAGUUCGAAUCCCUUCGAAGGUUGGUUAUAUCGGUACUGAACUCUAUAUUCAGAUUCGUGCUGCGCUCUAUGUGCACUGUUCUGGGUUUAGUUGUAUAUAUCGAUUCAGAUCUUCGUACCGAUCGAAACACAUGUAUGCCUUUUGUAUCCAAUUAUGUUACUUUGUUUGACCACUUGGUACUGUGUCUAUCCGAGGAUUGUAUCACACCGAAUACACAUGUCUUCCAUUGGAAGUCAAUUCCACAUAACAAAGAAAAGACUCGUUCCGUUCCUGAAUUCGUCCUUCGGUGUGCACGAGACAAUCAUCAACCUGUUCAUCUACUUCCUGAAAAAGCACCGUCUGGUUCUUCUGAUUGCCUUUUCAAGUUUGAUCACAAAAUGUUUGGUUCAGUGGAUAAAGUACAACCUGUGGCGCUUAAGGUUAAUCGAAUCUUUCCUAUUAAAUUAGUGGUUCAUCCUGUUUUUUGGUUUAUGGAGCUUUUGUGGCAGUUCUUCACUCCUUUUACAUAUUAUCAUGUCAAAUAUUUAACUCCAAUUAGUCGGAUGUCUAAUGAAACAGAUGAGGAUUUCUGUGAAAGGGUUCGUUCUGCUAUUGCUUACUCCCUUGGAGCUACACUCAGCCCAAUAAAUGCUGAACAUCUGGCAGAUUACACUGGAGCGGAAUCACCCAUUACUUCGCUUUCUAUCCAUAAUGCGCGAUCUUGUACUAUGUCUAGUUUAUCCGCAACGCCACCCAGUUCCCCUUUGUCUAGAAAGCAUUCUACGAGUUCAUCAAGCGAUUCUUUAAUUUCAAACAUACUCGAUUCUGAUGGAGUUCGUCUUCGCCACUGUAUUCAGCCCAAUCAUAAAGCCUCCGAGACCUACUCAUGCUUCACUUUCGAACAUCUAGUACCUCGAAUCAGUGAAAUACUUCGUGACAUACCGGCGUUUCGGAUCCGUGAAGCUCUUGUGAAUACUCAAGGUGACGUUGAAUCAGCUAUUGAUUACCUUUUGGAAAAUCCACAUGACUCGGAUACUCAACGAGACAGUAAUCAGGGCGACCCCACUGUGUCUGCUAUGUCUCCCAGCAGGUUCACAGUUGCUGCUCCACAGUUCCUAUCAAACUCUAGUUCACGUCAAUUGAGCCUUAGUGAACGUCGUGAAGCUCUUUUGAACCAUGCGCGUCAGCUGUAUCUUUCCCGUCAGCAAAGAUCCACCUAAUUCAUGAAGUAACAUCCCGCCGUUUGACAGUCCUUUAAAGUUAAUGAACUGUGAUUCUUCCCGUAUACUUUUGACCGCCAACUACUUUCUCGUUAACUCGAAUGUUAAUAAGUCAAAGCCCCAUCUGAUAAAUCCUGAUUACUUUAAUUCUGAGUUUAUUAGUUUCUCAUCAUUGUAUCAUAUCAAAAUAUCUUUCGAUUUU
Molecule: messenger RNA, 1706 nt
Organism: Schistosoma guineensis
Lineage: Eukaryota; Metazoa; Platyhelminthes; Trematoda; Strigeidida; Schistosomatidae
Source: the annotation of a GenBank genome assembly